Theileria orientalis strain Shintoku is the source of this 4944-nucleotide messenger RNA. RefSeq lists its product as uncharacterized. Gene Ontology annotation, molecular function: protein binding. The record is from RefSeq and is a predicted model, not a curated record. The transcript has 7 exons. The coding region runs from base 1 to 4944 and encodes 1647 amino acids. NCBI's taxonomy places the organism in Eukaryota, Apicomplexa, Aconoidasida, Piroplasmida, Theileriidae.
AUGGAAUAUAUAGAUACGAGAGAUUUGUCUAGUUUGGACGCUUCGUCCAUUCACAGGCUGAACGUGGCCUCGCGCCUGACUGACCUACCGAUGAACAAUGACAGUAAUAUUUCCCCUAACGCGCUGGGAAUGUCGGUAAAAAUGGACCUGGAGAAGCGAAGAUCGACCCAAACGCAAGCGGAGAGGCAGACCAUGUACGCAGGACACUUCAACAGAACAAAACUCCACGGAAUGUCAGAUGAAAUCUCGGAAGCGGCCAAUAUAAUGAAGAAACUAAACAACAGCUCUAGUUCCCUGUUGUUUAGAGAGGCCCUUGCGACCAGGAUGCGUCUUCGCACAAUGGCGCUGAGGAAUUUCUCGAAACACAACUACAGUGAUGCGCUGCUUGAAGCACACUAUUCUCUGCUCUUGGCGAAGAAGUUUCACCUGCAAACGAGGAACACGCCGCUUUGUGGCGAAAUGGCAAUGGAGUUGUUGAUUCUGAGCAAGUGUUACUCGCAUAUAGGCCACUUUAACAAGGGCAGAGACCACCUGGCGGAGUUCAAGUUCCUAGUCGAAAACACGCUUUUGGGGUACACGGGCGGUGAACAGUCGCUUUCGGCAGAUGCUAAAUAUGCAAUAAUAGACUGCGACAAGAAGCUGUUUUUGAACAUAGUAUACCUCCUAGCAGAAAUAUUGACUGGCUACGGAAUGUGGGAGGACGCAGAGGUCUUCUUUUCGAAAUACUUAACGCUGUACACGCAGAUAUACGGAGAAACUGACGUGGGUCUGAGCAAUGCGCUGAACAGCGUCUGCAUAUAUAUGCUAAAGAGUAAGCAGUAUUUGAAGGCGCUCCCGCUUUGUAUAAAGUCUCUGAACAUACUGAAGACGCACUACGGAGACUAUGAGUCGGAUGCACCUAACAUGAGAGUGGCGGACGCUUAUAAUAACUUGGGAAUAGUGUACAGGCUUAUGGAAAACCCAGUGGAUGCACUCCAGCAAUUUUUUAAGGCGAUCGACAUGAAGAUGAGAAUCUUGGACGAUAGAAACCACCCAGCAAUACAGGACAUAUUCCUGUCAAUAGGGUGUUGUCUUCACGUCCUCGGCCACUUUACAACGGCCGCAGCAAUAUACAGAGAAGUGUAUGUGACCAGGUCGGAUAACUUGGGAAACAACCAUUCCUCAACAAUAGCAGUGAAGCAGCUGCUUAAGGAUCUAGAACGUGACAUAUUAAUUAAGUCUGAGGCAAAUAAAGCUGAAGAGGAACAGGUAGAAAAAAAGAAUAAACUUGAUAAGGAAUCGGAAGUUAAGCAGACAACACCAUUGAGGACUACACCAGCGCCAUACGUUGACGUUUCGAGGAUAACAGCGCUGUAUUCAACAAAGUUGGAAAACGUAAAGACGAAGCAGGCGAAGAUAGACAUUUGUGACGAGGUGCUUUAUCCAACAGACAGGUUGGUAGACUUGUCGAAAAAGCUUAGCUUGGAAAUACAAAACUUGCCAGUUAUAAACGUGCCACUUCUGUCGAGAGGGACGCUGUACAUGAAAGAUGGGCUCCCAGCAAUGUCUCUUAACCCGGAAGCUGAAGAUAUGCUGAGGAGGUGGGGAUUCAAUCCGCCAAACGUGGACUUCUACGGAGAGUUCGACAAGUCCUUUACGACGGAAGACGGAAUCGCGCUUUACAUACCUAUAGUAGACGAGAGGAAGAACCUGCUGAUGGGAUACCACGAUAAGCCUCUGUACGUGCCGAACCCGGCAGUGUAUCACACAGCGAAGCAGCAAUCGAGAAUAAAGAGCAGCCUGAUCCUGAAAAUAGGAAAAUUCUCAACUAAACAAGUAGAAGGAGAGAGUUCCCAAGAUUCAGUUAAGAGCAGAGUCGUGGAGUUUGAGAGAAUGAAGAGUGGAGCUGUAGUGGAUAAGCCGAAGGUGAUUGAAGAGCCAAUAGAAACGGUGGCAAUGACAGAGUUGCUGAAGAAUAGAGUUAAGAAUCCGCAAAACAGUAAGUUCCUGGCAAAGAUAGGAGCGUUGCAAAACAUAAAUGUAAAGAAAAUAUCUCCGCAAUUUAACAACGCAAUGCUGAAGAAGUCGACCACAGCAAUUAAGAUGGCGAAGCAAAUAACGAAGAGAGUGGCGUUCAAGGAAUUGCACCCAGCACCAAAACACAAGGCAAUGAUGGCAACAAGAUCAGACAUAGAUGAUAAUGAGAAUGUGAUUGACGUUGAUGUUAUAGGACAAACAAACAUAACGGAUUUCAACAUGGAAUAUUUUAGCGCAAACGCCUUUGAAAACAUUAAGCAUGGUAAAAAGCACGCCGAUUACGACUCGACUCUAAUUAACAUCAAUUCACCGUUCUUGUCUGACAACAACGAUGUCAAUAAGCUUCAAAUGGUCGCAGAUAGGCAAAGAUUUGAAAUUGAUCUUAAGGAGAGAAUGAACGGACUUUCAAAUAUAUCUGAAAGGGAAAGUGACGACAACGAGACUGUCAUGUCGAAUCAGACGCCAGUGUCAUGCUCGGAUACGCCAAUGAGUUCGGAUUUUGAAUCAUUCAACGACUAUGCUCUAACGAACAUGGUCUUUACAGCUCCAAUCACAGGAGCUUCAAUGGAAGUGGACGGACCUCUACCUCAACUUAAAAUGACAAGGCUUGCGUCAAAGCCAGUUGUUGAGCAAAAGUUGCCCAUAAUAAUAAGAAACCAGAACGAUGUGCUGCCAGUGGAAGUUGCAAGAAGAGUUAAGAUGAUAAGAACAACUGUAGAUACGAUGCUGUCUAAUUUAACUGAUGAAAUAGGCGAAGAAUCAAAAAAUAAGGAUGGUAACGAGUCAGCAAAUAAUAAAGAAGUGAAUGUAACUGAAAAUGUUGCUUCCACAGAUGAUAAUAAAGCAGCUCUUAUGAAUAGUUUGACAACAAAAACGCCAGGCGCCAAGCUAGUCCCUCCACCUAAGAUAACGACAAAGUUGCCAGGUUUAACAAAAGCACCAGCACCAAAAGUUCCAAUGACUUCUGGGCAAACGGAUGCAACAAGUGGUCCUUCCACAACUGGUGCCAGUGACUCUGCCACUGAAAAGGAUGGUGAAGGCAAGCAGGUACAUAAUAAAAACAUGUGCGUGUUGCUGGAUUCUGAGGGAAAUGAACUGGCAUAUGUGCCAUGGACGAUAGAUUUGGUGUCAUUAUCCCUGGCAAGAUCGUGCCUGCAAGAAGACUUCCUGAACAGAUACGCGUUCCUGGCAAAGGUGAACAAGGAGUUUCUGAGAAAGAAGCAGUUCACGUUUGGAGUUGAAACUGACGAAGAAAGGAAGAAAAAUGAGCUCCUGCUGUGUAGAAUGCUGUUGGCAGGCCAAGGGCUCGAGGAGUUGGGAUUCGCGAAGAUAGCAACCUCGAUCCAGGCAAUAUCGAAGGACCUGACGGGAGGACUAACGUUUAAGGUGCCAAACUCAGUGUUGGAGAACAUGAAGCAGCAACAGCAGCUGUUAGAAAAACAGCAGAAGGAAUUGGAUGAGAAGAAGAAGAAGGAAGACCUCUCUAAGAAAGAAGUGGCAGCGAAGAAGAUGCCGCCGCCUCCAGGCGCUAAGAAGGCACCUCCGCCACCAGGAGGGAAGAAGGCGCCACCACCGCUGAAGACGAAGGGGCCUCCAGGAGUGCCAGGAAAGAAGGGAAUACCGAAGGGAGGCAAGAAGGCGCCUGUGAAGGCGGUCGAGUCGAAUGUGAGGAGGUUCUUUUGGGACCCGAUCUUCGGAGACGACGCCAAGGACACAAUGUUCACGAAGCAGAUUGUCGCGCCGAAGGUGGAGAGCGCAGACAUAGAGGAGUCGUUUGCAAAGGCGGCGCCGAAGCAGAAGGAGAAGGCGCAGGAAUCUAAGCCAAAGUUUAUUCAACUCUUGCCGGAUUCAAAGAGAAGCUACAACAUGAACAUCGGUCUGAGCAAAUUCAGCAAACACACAUUCAACGAGAUCAGAGAAGCGAUAGUGCACCUGGACCCAAAUAUAUUGACCACGGAGGCAACGGAGAGUUUAUUGUUGCUGUUGCCUAACAACGAAGAGUUGUCGAUAGUAUCGGAAUUUGUUAAAUCGGGCGGUGAUUUGUCGGCAGUGGAUAAGCCUGAGCAGUUUGUAGCGUCGAUGGUUGGAAUACCGAUCAUGAAGCAGCGACUUGAGUGCCACCAGACAGCUUUGACAUUUAAAGACAACUACAAUGAGAUAUACGGCCCGCUCGAAACAAUAUUGGACUCGUGCGAAGCAGUGAUGAGUUCAAUUAAGUUGAACAUACUCUCCAACUUCAUAUUAUCAGUGGGAAACACGCUCAACGAGGGGGAUCCUAAGAAGGGUAACGCUGAGGGAUUUAAGCCCACAACAUAUCCAAAGUUGAACGACUUUAGAACGACAACGAAGCCGUCGAAGACACUAUUGCAAUACAUAUGCGAUAUGGUUGGAGAUGAAGAUGAAACGGUAUUGGACCUGUUGAAUGACUUGAGGAGCUUGGACGCAGCGUCUAAGGUAGAUGUCGUGGCACUGGACGAGAAGAUGAAUCGGUUCAAGAACGACCUGACGAAAAUUAAAAACGCAAUUAACCUGGCGCAAAACGCAAAGAGCGACUACAAGGACCAUUUCCCAUCGAUCAUGAAUGAGUUCUUGAGAGACGCGGAGCCUAAAGUGAACUCUCUGGCAAAGCACUACCAAGACGUCAUGGCCACGUUUAAAGAAACCGUUAGGUUCAGCGGAUACACUGAAAAGGAGGUGGACAAAAUUAGGCCAAAUGAACUGUUUAAGUACAUAUGGUCGUUUGCCCAGUCAGUGGAGCAAUGCAGAAAGCAAAGAGAAGAUGCAAGGAAGAAGAUGGAGAAGAAGGCACUAUCUCAAUCGAAGGCGGAAGAGAAGAAGCAGGCGAAGCAGCAGCCGAAAAACACAAAGUUGACAUCAGUGCCAAAGUUACUGAACAAUGACAUGGUCAACAUUGUUAAAUCACUGUAA